GCAUUACUCUCUGCAGGAAGGCGCUCUGCACGAUCUCAGGAAUACUUUUUUUUUUUUUAAGGAAACCACCGCCUCCGGCCAGACCUCUCUGCAGCGACCAGCAGAGGGCGAAGAGCGCAGGGAGCGCGCGUCUCCUCUCGUCCGGCUCCGGAGGGAGGGAUGGAUGGAGGUCGGACGGAAGAGGCUGAUCUUCUUGCCAAGCGGCAGAGUUAACAUCCGGGGGUGCCUCUGAAGCCUGGGGGGCGGGGGCGCGGAGAGGUACCCACCCACUCACCCAGCACCCCAGAUGUGCGCCGGGAUCGGCGGAGGAGCCUCCUGCGCGCUUGGAGCAAAGAGGCAGCUGCAACCGCAGCCACCGCCUGGACGGGAGAUUCGCCUUUGCCCGACCGCAGCUCAAGCCCUGCAGCAGCUUUGCAAGGAGAGAAGCGCCUGAUCCGGAUCAUCGCCGCCCCUAAGAAUCAACACGGCGCCCGGAGAAAACAGGAUACCACGCGCGCGCACCUCCAAGCAUCUCCAAAAUAGCUGCAGCAUCUCACCUCUGCUGAGUCAAAACGUCCAGGGAAGGAGAGGAACUGGAGGAAUGGAUGGCACACAGCUGAGUCAGGUUGUUGAGGCUCUGGGAGACAGCAAGGAAGACAUUGAGCUUCCCAAAACCAAACCAUUUCUGGUGGAGCCGAAACAGGGAGCCGGUGCUCAUUUGGAGGAAAAGUUCGCCCUUCAAGACGAGCUCCUUGGAUGCAAAGGUCAAGGGUUGACAACUGAGAAGGAGAAUGGCGACAAAACAUCUCGCGGUGCAGACAGUUCUGAACAAUUAGAUAUACCUGGGAGAUUGUUAGGAAAAGCCAAAAACAAAAUUUCCCCGGCUCCUCGGCAGGAUGUGACUUUGGAAAACGAGCAAAAGCAAAAGAUGACACCUCCAGGAAGAGGCCAAAACAAGUUGGUCCUUCGUGCAGCGGGCAACAAAGUCGGUGCCACCAAGCGACAACUGAUGUGCAGCAAGUGUGGGAAAAACUUCAGCAACAGCUCGAACCUUAUCGCUCAUGAGAGAAUCCACACUGGCGAGAAGCCCCACAAGUGCCUGAGCUGUGGGAAGAGCUUUGGAAAGAAAUCGACCCUCGUUGCUCACGAGAGAAUCCACACCGAGGAGAAACCGUACAAGUGUUUGGUGUGCGGAAGAAGCUUCAGCCAGACCUCGAGCCUCAUCGCCCAUGAAAGGAUCCACACCGAGGAGAAGCCCUACGAGUGCUCAGAGUGCCGGAGGAGCUUCAGUUUAAAGUCGAGCCUGGUCGCCCACGAGAGGAUCCACACAGGCGAGAAGCCUUACAAGUGCUCCGACUGUGGGAAAAGCUUCAGCCAGAAGUCCGCCCUCAUCCCACACGUGAGGACCCACAAAGGAGAAAAGCCCUACACCUGCUCGGUCUGUGGGAAAAGCUUCAGCCAGAGCUCAAACCUUAUCGCACACGAGAGAAUCCACACGGGGGAGAAACCUUACCAGUGCGCGAACUGCGGGAGAAGUUUCAACUGCAGCUCGAGCCUUAUCAGGCACCAGAGGAUCCACACGGAGGACAAGCCGUACGACUGCUCGGACUGCGGGAAAAGCUUCGGCUGCAGCUCGAGUCUCAGCCGACACCAAAGGACUCACACGGGAGAGAAACCCUACGAAUGCUCGGAUUGCGGCAAAACGUUUAGCGUGAGCUCCCAGCUCAGUGUGCACCAGAGGACGCACACUGGAGAGAAGCCCUACGAGUGCUCGGCUUGCGGGAAAAGUUUCAGCGUGCGAUCGAGCCUGAACGCCCACGAGAAAAUCCACACGGGGAAGAAGCCUUACAAGUGUGCAGACUGCCCCAAAAGCGUCUACUUGAAAUCCAGCCUCAACGCGCACAAGAAACUUCACCGAGGGGAGAAGCCAUACGACUGCGCCGAGUGCGGGAAGAGCUUUUCCUGCAGCUCGAGCUUCCUCCGACAUCAAAGAAUCCACACCGGAGAGAAGCCGUACAACUGUGCCGACUGCGGGAAGAGCUUCACUCUGAACUCGAACCUUAUCACUCACCAGAGAACCCACACAGGGGAGAAGCCAUACCAGUGCCGGGACUGCGGCAAGUUUUUCAGCGUGAGUUCGCAGCUGAACGUUCACCAGCGGACCCACACGGGCGAAAAGCCUUAUGAAUGCUCGGAUUGCAGCAAGUGUUUCACGUGUAGCUCAGCCCUGAUUAGGCAUCAAAGGACCCACACGGGAGAGAAACCCUACCAGUGCUCCGAGUGCGGGAAAAGCUUCAACAACAGGGCAAGUCUGGUUAGACACCAGAGAAUCCACAGCGGGGAGAAGUCACACACUUGCACAGACUGCGGGAAAAGCUUCAACAAGAGGUCCAACCUUAUUACUCAUCAGAGAAUCCACACGGGAGAGAAGCCCUACAGGUGUGUGGAGUGUGGGAAAAGCUUCAGCCUGAGCUCCAGCCUCGUCCGACACCAGAGGAUCCACACUGGGGAGAAGCCCUACCAGUGCUCUGUGUGCGAGAGAAGCUUCAACCAGAAGCCCUCCCUGGUGGUGCACGAGAGGACCCACCGCCGCGAGAAGCCCUACAAGUGCUCGGCGUGCGAGAGGAGCUACAGCCACACGACGAGCCUCAUCGCUCACGAGAAAAUCCACCGGGAGGAGAAGCCGUACUGGUGCGCGGAGUGCGGGAAAAGGUUCAGCUUCAGCUCUCAGCUCAUCACCCACCAGAGGAUCCACUCGGAAGAGAAGCCCUACAAGUGCUCCGUCUGCGAGAGAGGGUUCAGCCGGCCCUCCAACCUCGUCGUGCACGAGAGGGUCCACACGGGAGAAAAACCCUACAAAUGCACGGCCUGCGAAAAGGGCUUCCCCUCCAACUCGAGUCUGGUGAGGCACCAGCUCUCCCACGUGGAAGAGAAGCUGUGUGCGGAAUGCGGGAAAAGCUUCAGCCCAACUUCCCGAUGCCAGAGGAUCCAGGCUGGGGAGGAAAUGGCUAAGUGCCCGGGAUGUGAGAACCGGUUCGACUUGAGUCCGAGUGGUUUUCCAGGGGUAAAGCUUCCCAAAUGGGGAAAACCUGUUGGCAGACGAAACAGCAGUCGGCGUGAUGACAUUCGUAUCGUAGAUUCUGCAGAGGUGCAGCUGGAGGACGAUGUUUUCAGCCAAAGCUCCCUGCCUCAGCAUUAUCACAUUCACUAUGCGGGAUGGGAAUGAAAUUAAGAGGUUUUUUUGUGUGUGCUUGCUGUCUGGAGCUAAUGUAGCCCAAAACAUCUGCCAGGACGCCAGGUUGAUGAAGUUCUGUGAUUGCAGGGGAACAAGCAAUGUCUCUUUGGUCUUACUGUAAAUAUAUUUAAGUACUACACUUGGGCAAAAAAAAUGGAAGGCACAAAUACAGGAUGGGUGACACCUGGCUUGAGAGCAGUACAUGUGAAAAGGA
Messenger RNA from Zootoca vivipara (common lizard), 3428 nucleotides. The record is from RefSeq and is a predicted model, not a curated record. NCBI's taxonomy places the organism in Eukaryota, Metazoa, Chordata, Lepidosauria, Squamata, Lacertidae.